UGCCCUCCCCUCGCUGCUCCCACCCCCUCGCGCCCCAUCCCUGCCCCGGGCUCUGCAGACAUGAGGGUCUUGGCCUGCCUGCUGGCGGCUCUGAUGGGGAUCCAGGCAGUUGAGCGGCUGCGCCUGGCCGAUGGGCCCCACGGGUGCGCGGGCCGCCUGGAGGUGUGGCACGGCGGGCGCUGGGGGACCGUGUGCGACGACGGCUGGGACCUGCGGGACGCGGCGGUGGCCUGCCGGGAGCUGGGCUGCGGGGCCGCGCUGGCUGCCCCCGCGGGCGCCUUCUUCGGGGAGGGCGCCGGGCCCGUGUGGCUGAGCGAGCUGGCCUGCCGGGGCGGCGAGGGGCAGCUGGGCCUGUGCCCCCACCGGGGCUGGAAGGCUCACGUCUGCUCCCACGAGGAGGACGCGGGGGCCGUCUGCGCAGGUCAGCGUGUGGCUAACUCCAGGGACACGGAUGGUCCCCCUUCGAUCCUGGUCGGGGACCCCUGGCCGGGGCUGCCCGGGGAGCUGGGCCCCAGCUCUGAGGAGCCCCCCGUGACGCAUGCGCCCCGCCCGGCUGGGACCCCCCAGAGCAGCCCCCGGAAGAAGAGCCCCCGGCCGCCCAAGCAGGCCAAGCCCACCAGGGCCCCACUGCUGACGGCUGGAGGCCCCCGCCAGGAGCGGCUGCGCCUGGCCGCGGGCCCCCACGGGUGCGCCGGCCGCCUGGAGGUGUGGCACGGCGGGCGCUGGGGGACCGUGUGCGACGACGGCUGGGACCUGCGGGACGCGGCGGUGGCGUGCCGGGAGCUGGGCUGCGGGGGGGCGCUGGCCGCCCCCGGGGGCGCCAGAUUCGGCCCCGGCUCAGGGCCCGUGUGGAUGGACGACGUGGGCUGCGGAGGCGGAGAGCAGGCCCUGCGGGACUGUCCCCGGAGCCCCUGGGGCCGGAGCAACUGUGACCACAGCGAGGACGCGGGGCUGGUCUGCACAGGCCCCGCCCCGCGGCUGCGCCUGGCCGACGGCCCCCACGGGUGCGCGGGCCGCCUGGAGGUGUGGCACGGCGGGCGCUGGGGCUCCGUGUGCGACGACGCCUGGGACCUGCGCGACGCGGCGGUGGCCUGCCGGGAGCUGGGCUGCGGGGGCGCGCUGGCCGCCCCCGGGGGCGCCUUCUUCGGGGAGGGCGCCGGGCCCAUCCUCCUGGACGACCUGCGGUGCCGGGGGAACGAGACGGCGCUGCGGUUCUGCGCGGCCAGGCCCUGGGGCCAGCACGACUGUCACCACCGCGAGGACGCGGGGGCCGUGUGCGACGGGAUGCCUCUCGCCUACGUCCCUCCCACGGCCUCCUCCGCUGGGGGCAGCAACAACUCCAAGUCCAGGAACGACUCGUCCAGGCCCCCGCCCCCCACGGCACACUCCGCCUCGAGGACCGCAGACAUCUCCCCGCCGCUGGCCUCCCCCACGGCCCCUUGGGAGCCUGGGCCGGAAGCUGGCUCCCCCCAGCUGCGGCUGGUGGCCGGGCCCAGCAGGUGCUCAGGCCGGCUGGAGGUGUGGCAUGCCGGGCGCUGGGGCACCGUGUGUGACGACAGCUGGGACCCGCGGGACUCCGCUGUGGUCUGCCGGGAGCUGGGCUGCGGGGGCCCUCGGCGGCCGGACCCCUCGGCGGGCCGCUUCGGCUGGGGCUCCGGCCCCAUCUGGCUGGACGACGUGAGGUGUGUGGGGAGCGAGGCGUCCCUCUUCGAUUGCCCUGCCGCUCCCUGGGGGAAGCACAACUGCGCCCACAAUGAGGACGUUGGCGUCACGUGCACUGGGACCCCCGGCCUGGACUCCAUCUCAGACCCCUUCAGCUGGAGCUGGCUCCCCGGCCUGGGCAGAGACCCGGACGCCUGGCUCCCGGGGGAGCUGGCCACCAAGCCCUCCGCAGGGCCGAGCCCCAGUGUCCCCGAGGAGACCACCAAGGCCCCCGGGAAGAUGCCCAAGAGCACCAAGAAGUGGGUGACCAAGCACCCAAGGCGGCCGACCCCUCCGGCCCCCGGGACGCCGACCGCUAAACACUCCAGGGGCCCGGGCACGCGGGGUCCCCCAGAACUGACCUCCCGGAUCACCGCAGCCCUGGCCACCGAGGCCCCCCACAAGCUGACCUCCCACACCAGCACCACGCCGACCCCCCGAGCCUCCUGGGAGCGGACCUCUAAGACUGUGACAGUGCCGACCGCUCGGGAUCCCGGAGAGGUGGCCCCUGAGGCCACCACCAAGCGGGUCCCUCCGCCCUCUGUGGAGCCGUCAGCCAAGAGCCCAGCAGAAGGCCCCGCAGAGCCAUCCAGAGGCCCAGCCCCCUCCCCCACCGGGGGCUCCCCCGCGGGGUCAGGCCCCUUCCGGGUCCGGCUGGCCGAUGGGCCUGACCGGUGUGCCGGCCGGCUCGAGGUGUGGCACGCCGGACGCUGGGGCACCGUGUGCGACGACGGCUGGGACCUGCGGGACAGCGCCGUGGCCUGCGGGGAGCUGGGCUGUGGACGAGUCCGGCCCCGCGUGGGCAAGACCCACUACGGCCCCGGCACCGGGCCCAUCUGGCUGGAUGACGUGGGCUGCAAAGGGACGGAGGCCUCGCUCAGCGACUGCCCCGCGGGGGCCUGGGGGCAGCACAACUGCGGCCACGAGGAGGACGUGGUGCUGGCCUGCACUGGCCACGCCGACGAGGAGGACUAUCCCGCCUGGACCUGGGACCCCACCUCCGAAGAGGACCUGGCCCAGGGGACGCCCGCCGCAGGGGCGCCUGGACACACUGUCUCCUGGGGCAGCACCCGGAGCCCUGGGGUCCCCUCCCCCGAGAUGAGGCGCCUCCCGGGCCCAGGCGGCGAGGAUAGUUCUGAGUAUUCCUGGACAUGGGGCACGCCUUCAGGAGGGGCCGUGGCCAAGGGGACCCCCACCACAGGCGCGCCUGCACCCACUCUUACCACCGGCACCACCAGGAGCCCCGGUGAACCCUCUCCAGCUCCACGGGUUCGCGGAGACGCAGGUCCUGGGAAGAAACCGGGGCCCGAGCGCCGGCUGCGGCCCACGGCGGCCAGGACGGCGCCCCCCGCCCCUUCCCCGGGCCCCCCCGUGACCGCCCACGCAGCUUCACCCUCCACGGAGGCGCCCUCGCCCCCCGCGGACACUCGGCCGCCCAGCCCAGACCCCGCCUCCGGGGAGAGCGCUGACCUCACCGUGACCCCCGGCCGGCCUGGGUCCACCCUUGAGGCCGCCGUGGGUCCAGCGCUGACCCCUGAGCCUUCUCCCACCCCACCGCCCACCUUGCCCAAAGAACUGACCUCUGACCCCUCUGCACCAGCUGCUGUGACUGGCCUUUCCCCCACCUCAGAGCUGACCCCCGGAUCUGACACAGCUCUGUACCCCAACACAGUCCCAGAACCUUCGGGAUCCCCAGGCCACUCCACAAGCCCUCCCCGCACCAUCCCUCCCUCCACCACGACCCCUCACCCCACCACAACCCCUCACUCCACCACGACCCCUCACCCCACCACAACCCCGCACCCCAUCACGAUCCCUCAUCCCAUCACGACCCCUCAACCCACCACGACCCCUCACCCCACCACGACCCCUCACCCCACCACAACCCCGCACCCAGCCACAGCUUCUCACUCAGCCACAGCCCCUUUCCCCACCACGACCCCUCACCCCCCCACGACCCCUCACCCCUCCACAACCUCUCACUCCACCACAACCACUCACCCCACAUCAACCCCUAAUCCCAUCACAAUCCCUCACCCCACCACGACCCCUCACCACCUCACCACGACCCCUCACCCUACGACCACUACUCACCCCGCCUUGGCUCCUGGCCCUACCUCAACCCCUGUGGUCACCACUGAGUCCCAUUUAGCUUCCUUGCAAACAGAACUCCCCUCCCCCACUCCAGCACCAACAGCCCAGCCCAGCCUGCACCCCCAGUCCACCUUCAUGGGGGCCCCUCAUCCCUCCCCGUCCCACAUAUCGAGCCUAGAGCCCUCUCCAGACUCAGAGUCCAACCCCUCCAGCCCCUCGCCCGCCCCAAGCAUGGACGCCCCAUCCACGGAGGACUUGAAGCCACCCAGAAGCCAGCGCCACGGGCCAGCCCCUCCCCCUCCUCAGACCCCACACGCAGCCUCUGCUCCCACUGUGAGCCCCGACCUCCGCCUGCCCCCCACGGCCCGCCCCUUAGAUCAACCUCCUCCUGACAACCUCACCCCGGGGCCAGUCCCCGGCCAGAGCCCAGGCCCCCUGGGCCCCUGUGAGGCCCCGGUGCCCCCGGUCAGGGUCAUGGCUUGCGAGCCGCCUGCCCUGCUGGAGCUGGUGGCCGCCGUGAGGGACGUGGGCAGCCAGCUGCAGGGGCUGACCCUGGCCCUGGAGCGGGACCAGCGGGAGCGCCACGCCCUGGGCCUGGGGCUGACCCAGCUGGUGGAGGCCGCCCAGGGCCUGGGGCAGCUGAGCGAGGUUGUGAAGAGACUGGCAGAGGCCGCCUGGCCCCCCAGCACAGCUGCCCCAACCACCACCACCCCAGAGGAGGAGGAGAGGCCGCUCCGGGGGGACGUGUGACCCGCCCUGGGACCGGAGGGCGUGAGACGCUCCCAACCGAAAAGGAAACCAAAGUAUCACAUUAAAAACCAGACGUGGGUGACGUUUCUGGGGCUGGAGGAACCCCGGAGAGAUGGAA
This is a messenger RNA of Eptesicus fuscus (big brown bat), 4663 nucleotides long. It is a transcript of the gene SSC5D, whose product is annotated as scavenger receptor cysteine rich family member with 5 domains. The transcript is spliced from 14 exons. Gene Ontology annotation, cellular component: membrane. The record is from RefSeq and is a predicted model, not a curated record. The coding region runs from base 61 to 4545 and encodes 1494 amino acids. Lineage: Eukaryota; Metazoa; Chordata; Mammalia; Chiroptera; Vespertilionidae.